Molecule: messenger RNA, 1586 nt
Organism: Magallana angulata
Lineage: Eukaryota; Metazoa; Mollusca; Bivalvia; Ostreida; Ostreidae
Exons: 1
Coding region: 243-1532 (429 amino acids)
Biological process (GO): regulation of translational initiation
Cellular component (GO): cytoplasm
Source: RefSeq, a predicted model, not a curated record
UGCCCGGCAUGUAAGGAGGGUUUUUUUAACGUGCACCCUAAGAGUGAAAUUUUUAGUGAAAUAGUAGAUGAAAUAGUGGAAAAGACUUGUGAAAAAUUAUAACAAAACCAAUAUCCGGUGUUUGUUCGUGUUGUGACUGUGGACAGUAAAUCAGUAAGUGUUUUAUUUGGUCUUAAAUCAACAAAGGAGAUCUGUUUGUUUACCUGUUUACCUGUUUGAGCUGUAUUCACUGAUCUACAUACAUGAGUAAUAACGCUACCCAGAGUUUAGAUAAUAGGAAAAGACACCGAGUAUCUGAUUCAGCAAAUAUGGAAUCGGAAACGGAAACGGAGACUCCUCCUCCAAAGGACAAAAUUGAAGAAUUUCAAAUUAGGGAUAUUUUCCAAGGAAUUACCAAUAUCCAAAAUACCCUUGGGGGCUUCAUGUUAAGAAUGGAUGCACAAGGUCGACAUCUAGAUGAAUUAACGAACGAUAUCCGAGGUAAGCAUGGAAUGCAAGAACAGGUGGAAUUGGUGCAGGAACAAGCGAAUGAUACCUUAUAUACCGUUACGGAACUCGGAAGUAAUCAAGAGAAAAUGCUACGGGAGCUAAGUAGACUAAGAGACUAUGUGAUCAAACUGGAAUUCCGUGUAAAUUCCCAAGAAAAACAGAUCCUAGAACUAAAAGCCCGUUCUCUUGAAAAUAACAUUAUCAUUAACGGAAUUAAUGAACAUGAUCCGGAAAGAGGGAACGACGAAAACCUGGCAAAAAUAAUACAAAACGUUUUUGAAAAGGAACUGGAAAUGGAUAAGGAGUCUGUUGGAAACAUGCAUAUUAAGGCCCUAUAUAGAAUGGGUGACAGAGACGCAAGAAGAAAAUUUCCUAGACCGGUGUGUAUCCAGUUUGCUGACAAAAUUUACAAAGAUAUGGUGAUGAGGAAGAUCCCGGUACUCCGCAGUAAAAAGUCGCCCAUCAGAAUAGCCAGCCACCAGCCAGAGGAGCUGAGGGAAAAACGCAGGAAACUGUUUGAUAUACAACAGAAGUACGCUGCCAAAAAUGUGGACACGAAAAUCAAGGGAGACAAGUUGGUUUUUACAAGGAGCGGCAACAUAUACAGAGACAAACUGGGCCAACGUCCAUCCGCUGACGAGGUCAUCUCAGGUGAAGAAAUCAAAAGUCCAAUCUCUGCGGGUAAACAAAUAGAGGACAACGGUAAUCGGUUCACCGCCCACGCUACACCGACCGAAUCUCUCAAGCAGGUCAGAGGAGCCCUCAUCGAUAUCAUGCGUGUCCCUACAGUGUCAAGUGCGAGCCACAAUGUGUUUGCCUAUCGAUUUAAGAGUAACGACGGAACCAUUCACGAGGGGGCGGACGACGACGGAGAACAUGGGGCAGGGAGAGCCUUGCUGAGAUCCCUUGUCGACAAUGAACAUCUAAAUGUAACUGUCGUAGUAUCAAGAUGGUAUGGAAGCAAAAUAGGUGCGCGCAGAUUCGUUCAUAUAAAGGAUGUCGGAUUGAGCGCAGUGAAAAACAUCAAUACUGACUCCGGGUAAACAAUAGUGGUGGCGAAGAACAAAAUACGGUAUUUCCCUGUGUAACUUAAUGAC